Messenger RNA from Dendrobium catenatum, 1983 nucleotides. Its product is annotated as heparanase-like protein 2. Gene Ontology annotation, molecular function: beta-glucuronidase activity. Gene Ontology annotation, cellular component: membrane; plant-type cell wall. The coding region runs from base 228 to 1850 and encodes 540 amino acids. NCBI's taxonomy places the organism in Eukaryota, Viridiplantae, Streptophyta, Magnoliopsida, Asparagales, Orchidaceae. The transcript has 10 exons. The record is from RefSeq and is a predicted model, not a curated record.
GCAGCGUGAGAAGAGAAAUUAGAGCGAUUGGAGAAGAUUAUAUGACCAAAAGGUCAACCGAAGAAUAGUCUACGGACGACGACUCUAACCGGUCUUAGAUGGCUGCCGGAAUGAUAUAAAGCCUCGGACUUCAGAGGCCAAUAUGUCCGCUUCUCUCUCAAAAAAACGCCAUUUUUACUGGGAAGCUGCUCUUUCACAAAGCUUUCUUCAGCAUCAGUGCUCAAGGCAUGGGGCUUAAGCUAGCCUUUCUUCUGUUCCUGUGCUCUCUUCCUGUAAUUUUGUCUCAAGAGAACAAUGAUGUAACAAUUAUUGUAAAGGGUUCUGUUACAGAAGCUGAAACUGAUGAUAAUUUCGUGUGUGCUACUCUUGACUGGUGGCCACCUGAGAAGUGUAAUUAUAAGCAAUGCCCAUGGGGAAAGUCUUCUAUUUUUAAUUUGGACCUGAAUCAUCCUUAUCUUGUCAGGGCCAUUGAAGCCUUUAGACCAUUACGUAUACGAGUUGGAGGUUCUCUGCAAGACCAGAUCAAAUAUGGAAUAGGAAGUUUGAAAUUUUCUUGUGAUCCGUUUACCAAAAUGUCUGGUGGGCUUUUUGGCUUCUCAAAAGGAUGUUUGAGCAUCGCAAGGUGGGAUGCGCUGAACCUUUUGUUCCAAAAAACAGGGGCAAUCGUAACAUUUGGUCUGAAUGCUCUUUAUGGGAGGCAUCAAGUGCAGAAGGGAUUCUGGCAAGGUGCCUGGAACUCCAGCAAUGCUCGUGAUUUUAUGGAGUACACUAUUUCAAAGGGAUAUCCUGUUGAUUCUUGGGAGUUUGGAAAUGAAUUAAGUGGACGUGGAGUACUUGCAAGAGUUGAUGCAGAACAAUAUGGUAAAGAUUUAAUUAGCCUUAAAGCCAUUCUUGAUGAGCUUUACGGAAAAUCACGUUCAAAACCGCUGUUGGUAGCACCUGGUGGGUUCUUUGAUAAUCAGCAAUGGUAUGCUAAGCUUCUUGAGGUUUCAGGACCAUCUGUUCUAAAUGCCAUGAGCCAUCAUGUAUACAAUCUAGGCCCAGGAAAUGAUCCUCGCAUCGUAAGCAAAAUUACAGAUCCAAAAUACUUAAGUUGGUUUGCUGAUACAUUCAGAAACGUUCAACUCACCAUUCAGAGACAUGGACCUUGGUCAUCUGCUUGGGUUGGUGAAGCAGGUGGCGCUUACAACAGCGGCAGCCAUUUAGUCUCCAACACCUUUCUGAAUAGCUUUUGGUAUUUGGAUCAACUAGGAAUGGCAUCAAAGUACAAUACAAAGGUUUACUGUAGACAAACAUUGAUUGGUGGUAAUUAUGGUCUUCUGGACACUCAAACAUUUAUACCAAAUCCUGAUUAUUACAGUGCUUUGCUUUGGCAUCGGCUGAUGGGGAAAGGAGUUCUCAGUGUUGAUAUUAGUGGAUCUCCAUUUUUAAGAGCCUAUGCUCACUGCAGAAAACAGAAAUCAGGUGUCACCAUGCUCUUGAUCAACCUCAGCAAAUCCGCGGCGUUCACCGUGACGGUUCGAAAUGAUCUAAAUGUUGAUCUUGCAGAAGGAAAUGGCAUUCAAAAGGACAGUUCUUUCAUCCAUGGUCUUAAAAAGACAGUCUCAUGGAUUGGAAAGGAAGCUUCUCUUGAUUCUCAUAAAAGGGAAGAAUACCAUCUCACUGCAAAGGAUGGAAACCAUCUUAGCAGAACAAUGCUCUUAAAUGGCAUUCCUCUACAGCUCAACAAAAAUAGAGAAAUUCCAGCACUAAAUCCUUUGCUUGUUUCAGUUAGUUCACCCAUAUUUAUUGCUCCUCUUUCCAUUGCAUUUGUUGUCUUUCCGAAUUUUGAAGCUCGAGCUUGUGCCUGAUUGAUUGUGUAAUGUGCAGAUGCAGUUAUUUGUCUUGUUUUGCAUUAGUUGAUUUGUUUCUUGGGUUCAUUUAGGUGAUUGUAGAGAAAAAAUGUUUCAGAAAUAAUAAAAUUAUUGGUAGUUCUUUGUGAAA